AUGGGUCAAAAUGGCUCUUCAUUGCUGCAGACUCCGAUAAUUCACAAUUGGAUUAUGGGUCGGGAGCCGGAUGUAACAUACGACGCAGAAAAGUCAACAAAAUUUGGUGAUAUACGUGGAAAAAAGUUUCAUUUUGAUGGUUAUGACGUUGAAGCAUACCUUGGAGUACCAUAUGCACGGUGUGGGGUAUUUAAAGAUAGGUUUCAGGUAAUAUUUGGUUUGCAAAUAUUGAUUUUUGAAAAAAAUUUUUUUGCAUUUUAAUAUUAAAAAAAAUGUCAAAAAUUAAUCUCCAGAAGCCAGUAAGGAUACCAAAAUGGACAAACACAGCCGAUUGUACCAAAUUUGGGCCAAGAUCAAUACAACAAGAUAUGGUAUGGGACUAUUAUUUGACGCCAGUACCUCAAAGUGAAGCCGACUGUUUAAAUAUGAAUAUUUUUGUACCUACAGAUGAAAUUCAGGAAAAUAAAGCAGGUUUUUUGGGUUUUGCAACAAAAUUACAGCUUUUUUUUAUCAUAACCUGAUUAAAUAAAACAAUAUUUUUAAAUUAUAUUAUAAUAUAAACUAUCAACAAGAGCUUACGCUAUCAUUUCAGACCCCAAAUGGCCGUCCAGUUAUGGUAUUUGUCCACGGCGGUGGAUAUUUGAUCCAUUCAGCCGCCAACUACGGUGAUCGUCAAAUUUGCCGAAAUAUGUGCAAACGCGGUGUUAUAGUAUGCGUAAUUCAGUACCGUCUAGGCUUACUGGGCUUCCUAAGUACUGGUACUAAAGAAUGUCCCGGAAAUUUUGGUUUAUUUGAUCAGAAAAUGGCGUUUGAAUGGGUCAAGGAUAAUAUCGGGGAGUUUGGUGGAAAUCCAAAUAAUAUCACGGCUGUCGGCCAAAGUGCUGGUGCUGCAUCGAUAGAUUUGUUGAGUAUUUCACCCAAAUGUGAGGGGUUGAUUCAGAAAGUGGUGCUGAUGGGUGGGAACGCGGCUUCUGAUUGGGCCGUCGUACCGUGGCAGAAGACGGUAGCAGCGGCCGAGGUUGUUGCUAGGAGGGGUGGAUGGAAAGGUAGGUUUGAUAGUUAAGUCUGUAGUUAUUUUGGCCUUUAAUUUAUUUUAUAUUAAAUCUUUGAUUAAAUAUUCGCUAUUUCAGGUGAUUCCGGCGACCACUCCGACCUCCUGACCUAUUUCCGCAACCAGCCGGCUGUCAAAUGUCGUGGUGCCAUAUUCGGCAAAUCUGCGUUUGAUCGACGAAAAAAAGGUCUGGACUUUUGCCCAGUAAUCGAUGGUGAUUUUUUGCCCGAAUCAAUUGAUGAAUUGAGGAAAAAAGCCAAACCUAUACAAGUGAUAAUUGGCACAACCGACUAUGAAGCCCUACUGUUUGUGGCGUUGGGCCGGGCGCAAUCCGACAUGAUCUCAUUGGAAAAACAGCUGGCUGUUCAGAUCCCGGAAACGUUGCCAGAAGCAGAAGAAUUGAGGGAAGAAGCCAGAGGGAUUUACUUAAGGGAUGUGGAUUCUAGAAACAAGGUUGAUGUGGCGAAGGCUUUUGUUAGGGUAAGUACUACUUUUAGUACUGUGUUAGCAUACAAAGGCAAGGUGGGUCGGAGUAAGAUAAGGUAAGGCAAAGAAGAGCAGGAUAUAAAAAACUACAGUAUCAUUAAGUAAAUGUUUCUUUUAUAGGCUUUAACUCAAAAGUUUUGCUGUUAAAUGCCAUUUUCAGAUGUACAGUGACACAUUAAUGAACAAUAGUACAAUUCGAUAUGUAGAACACAUGUCAAAAGCCGGACAUACUGUAUACCUAUAUAACUUGACCUAUCAUAACCCGGCUUCAUUUGGAGUAUUUGCCUUCAGGAUGCCAUUUGUAGCCCCAACACAUUGCUACGAUAUACGGUAUCUGUUUGGAAAAGGAAUGUUCUCGAAGUUUAGGCCAGACUCGAACGAUUUGAAGAUGCUGGACUUGAUGACAAAAAUGUGGUCGAAUUUUUCUAAUAGUGGGUAAGGGUACACUUGUUCGGAGAAAUGACUAUACAAUUUUUUGAAAGUUACUACAUAUAAAAUUCUACAAUAGUCCGAAAUACGGUAACCGUCUAAACUUAUUUAAAUUUCCAGAAACCCAAACCUAGACCAAGAAAAUGAAACCUGGCACAAAAUCGAUCCUCAAAACCCGUUCAAACAUUUGGAAUUGUGUUUGGAACCAGAAGAAAAGGACCAUUAUCAAGGUCGAAGAGCCGAAUUUUGGAGAAAAGUCGAAUUAAAGAUUGAAGCUUUUGAAAAGAAACGGCAAGAACUUACUUUCCCACUCGACUAA
Molecule: messenger RNA, 2285 nt
Organism: Bursaphelenchus okinawaensis
Lineage: Eukaryota; Metazoa; Nematoda; Chromadorea; Rhabditida; Aphelenchoididae
Source: the annotation of a GenBank genome assembly